AUGCGGGAAGCGAUUACUACCCAGGAAAGGGUAUUAAUCGCGUUGCGUUAUAUGGCAACUGGCGAAACGUUUACAGGCCUGCAGUAUAUGUUUCGUACGCCGUGUUUGCGACAUGAAUGGCUCGAUAUUUCUGAGCAAUUUGAACGACGCUGGAACUUUCCACAUGCAAUUGGUGCCAUCGACGGCAAACAUGUCCGUAUUCGAAAACCCAAUCACGGCGGCUCUGAAUAUUUUAAUUACAAGGGUUUUAAUAGCAUUGUGUUAAUGGUUGUAGUUGAUGCUAACUACAAUUUCCUGUGUGCUGAUGCUGGAGGCAAAGGAGGCAUUUCUGACGGUGGAAUUUUUAAAAACACUCGAUUAUAUCAAAAAUUCGAGAACAAACAGUUGAAUAUUCCGGAGCCGAAGCCAUUGCGUGUGCCGUAUGCAAUAGACGUUCCGUAUUUUAUACUCGGCGAUCAGGCGUUUGCAUUUACGGAUUAUUGUAUCCGUCCAUUUCCUGGGACACAUGCAUCGGGCAGCAUUGAACGCGUGUUCAAUUAUCGUCAUUCUCGUGGCCGUACGGUUGCCGAAAAUGCUUUAGGCCACAUAUCCAAUCGGUUCUGGAUAUACCAAACCCCAAUUCAACUUCAACCAGAAAAAGCUACUGAAGUUGUACUAACUACAAUUUAUUUGCAUAAUUUUCUCUGCAAAAGAUCGUCAAGAACUUUGUAUGCUCCUGCAACGGCAUUUGAUAGAGUUGUUGACGGGAGGCUUGUGGCAGGUGAUUGGAGGAGUAAUGACACGUUGGCUCCUUUAGAGUAUUUUUCAUCCCGGCCUUCUAAUACACUGAGAGAUAUACGUAUUCACAUGGCCAAGGACUUCGUGAACAACAAUCGUUUAAGAUAA
Messenger RNA from Anopheles merus, 885 nucleotides. Its product is annotated as putative nuclease HARBI1. The transcript has 2 exons. Bases 1 to 885 code for a protein of 294 amino acids. NCBI's taxonomy places the organism in Eukaryota, Metazoa, Arthropoda, Insecta, Diptera, Culicidae. The record is from RefSeq and is a predicted model, not a curated record.